UCACAAGGCGGAGAAGUACAUAUCAAUAGAAAUGGAGAGUAUGCCUAUGCAACAUUCGUAAACAACGAUCAGUAUGCCAAGGGCGUGUUGGCGUUGAAGCAAUCAUUGGACAGCGCUCAGACACUAUAUCCAAUGAUUGUGUUGGUCACUGAACAAGUGUCACAGGAGACCGUCAGUCGACUGCAGAACCUUGGUUGCAUCACAGAGGUAGCGCCCGCCAUCCAACUAGACAGCGAUGUCAGCGUACAAGUAGCUCGAUGGCUGCCUGCCUUUAGCAAGUUCAAAGCAUGGAUGAUGACCAAAUACACAAGGAUCAUUUGGUUGGACUCUGAUAUGUUGAUUAUAAAGAACAUUGAUCACUUGUUCUCAUUCAUUGAUAUGAAUGAACCAGAGACUAUAUAUGCAACGGUGGACGCAGAUGCCACUUCAUGCCAGUGGCAACCGCAUAGAAUGAAGCUGAUCAAUAGUGGAUUGGUAGUAUUAUCACCGCGCAAAGAGAUCUAUGACAAACUGAUCGCCAACAUCAAACCAGUGUCCAAGUUGCAGAACGGCGUGGUGAAUGACCAGGACGUGCUCAACUACACACUCCAGUGGAAGGCGCUCAACUAUCCAGAGUAUGGCGUACAGAUCACUCAUUGCGAUUGUGUCGAUCCUCGCCUGUGGGACAUGGACAACACACACUUCCUUCACUUCACCGCUGGCCUUCAAGCACUUCCCAAGCCAUGGCAAUACCAGCCCGAUGUUGGACUGGGUGACUCAGUUCCAGAUUGUGUGGAAACUCAUUACAAGACAUGGUUGUAUCACUACAAUAAAGCAUUGGAACGAGUU
Acytostelium subglobosum LB1 is the source of this 828-nucleotide messenger RNA. RefSeq lists its product as hypothetical. Lineage: Eukaryota; Evosea; Eumycetozoa; Acytosteliales; Acytosteliaceae. The record is from RefSeq and is a predicted model, not a curated record. The transcript has 2 exons. The annotation marks the transcript as partial. Gene Ontology annotation, molecular function: glycosyltransferase activity.